AUGUCGGAAGUCCUCAUCUUCGGUGCUGGAGCCGUCGGCGCCUUCUAUGGCUCUCUCAUCGCCAAAACAGGCACGCCCGUAUCCGUCGUCUGCCGUUCAAACUACUCUGCCGUCAAAGCCAAUGGCUUCUCCGUAACGUCUCCCCAAUACGGUUCCUUUGAAUGGACCCCUACUCGUGUUUUCCCAUCUGCAGAGGCAGUUAAGGAAGCUAAAGUCCAUUGGUCAUACAUUGUUGUCACCACGAAAGCUCUACCGGACGUGUCGGACGACUCGGCUUUACUCGAGGGCUUAGUAUCGUCAGGUACAGCUAUCGUACUCAUCCAGAACGGCCUGGGUGUAGAGGAUCCAUACUACUCCCGUUUCCCACAAGCAUCCAUCCUCUCGGCUGUUACAAUCGUUUCGGCAUCCCAGCCUUCCCACGGCAAGAUAGCUCACAACCGUUGGACGCGUAUCAAUGUCGGCCCAUAUCUUCCCGAAACCCACACUUCGGAAUCCACUGCCCAGGAGGCAAUCUCUAAAACGGAGGAAUUUGCAAGAUUACUCGUUUCCGGAGGGGUGAAGGAUGCAGAAGCCUAUACGCACCAAAAACUCCAACAGGUUCGCUGGCAUAAAAUCGCAAUCAAUGCUUCCAUGAAUCCUUCGUCUGUUCUCUCCAAUGGGUCCACAAAUGCUGCGAUGUCACUAGAUCCCGAUUUAUCUAUUCAUCUCAAGGGCGUGAUGGAGGAGGUGCUCACCACGGCUCCGAAAGUUCUUGGGGUGCCAUUCCCAAAGGAGUUUGCAACCUCAGAUCGAAUUAUCCGAUCGACGCAGAAGAACGAUAGCGGUAGUAGACCUAGCAUGUGGGGCGACUGGGAGAGCGGACGACCCAUGGAACUGGAAGUUAUACUAGGAAAUCCUAUAAGGAUAGCGAGGCAGAAAGGGUAUGAAAUGCCGAGGAUGCAGACUCUUUAUGCGCUAUUGAAGAUGGCGCAGGCCAAUAGAGACAAGUCGAAGAGUAAGCUGUAG
This is a messenger RNA of Orbilia oligospora ATCC 24927, 1005 nucleotides long. RefSeq lists its product as uncharacterized. The transcript has a single exon. Gene Ontology annotation, cellular component: cytoplasm. Gene Ontology annotation, molecular function: 2-dehydropantoate 2-reductase activity. Lineage: Eukaryota; Fungi; Ascomycota; Orbiliomycetes; Orbiliales; Orbiliaceae. Bases 1 to 1005 code for a protein of 334 amino acids. Gene Ontology annotation, biological process: pantothenate biosynthetic process. The record is from RefSeq and is a predicted model, not a curated record.